This is a messenger RNA of Lachancea thermotolerans CBS 6340, 909 nucleotides long. RefSeq names its product Gep7p (gene GEP7). The transcript has a single exon. The record is from RefSeq and is a predicted model, not a curated record. Bases 1 to 909 code for a protein of 302 amino acids. Lineage: Eukaryota; Fungi; Ascomycota; Saccharomycetes; Saccharomycetales; Saccharomycetaceae.
AUGCUUUCCCAGUAUCUUAGAAAACACCAUCUAUUAUCGCGAAGGCAUCAGUUUAUGCGCUGCGCUUCGCAAAGCAGAUCUCCUCCAAGAUCGCUGCUUCAGCGUCAAGCUAAGAGACGUGGAGAGGCCGAGGCGGUUGCGCCCUCCCAACUCAUCGUCACAUCAUUGAAGGACAUAUUCUCAACGUUUCAGCCGUCUGGCUUUACGCAAGAAGACGAUGAGCUUGAGGCGGUGAAACAAAGGGAGGAUGCCAUGCAAAGGCUAGAGAAUGGCGAGCUCAGGGAACUGCUCCUUCAUAAGUUUGGGGCGCGCAGAAUCCCCAGCACUACAGAGACUGGAAACUCUGUUGGCGACCUUCGGAUACCUCCUCGGAAUAUCAAUCAAGCUUUCCACAACUUGACGACGCAGGAGCGAGAACUAAUAGAGGUUUUCCAAAGUUUGGGGACCCCUUCCAUGAACUGGAGAGACGUUCCGCUUGUAUCAAAACAGCUGCAAUUCUACAUUUCAUUUGGGUCUUAUGGUCCCAGAGAGGGUAUAACUUUUUUGGGCUCGAAGCCGGAAGACUUUAUAUGGAGUAAGACUUCCAGGCGUCUGCUCCCGGGCCAAACAGUUAGAAAGCUCCCAAAAGAUGCUACAACCAAUACUUGGACUUGCAUUCCUUCCAGAAAGGCCAAUUUCGAGCGUAUGAAGAAGGGUCUCGACCCAGGCACUCGGAUAAUAGCUUGGUUAGGAAUUCUUAUUGUCAUGAUCGCAAGCGUUAGAGACUACAAACAGCGGCGGGAUAGCGAGGCCACUGUGAAAGUCUCUGAGUUUACUGAGCAAGAGACAUCAGAGCCACAGGCGGCACAACAGGACACGGCUCCGAUAUCGAAGACCCCAAAAAGCUGGUACCAAUUUUGGAAAAGCUAG